Molecule: messenger RNA, 3865 nt
Organism: Cyprinus carpio (common carp)
Lineage: Eukaryota; Metazoa; Chordata; Actinopteri; Cypriniformes; Cyprinidae
Gene: ippk
Product: inositol-pentakisphosphate 2-kinase
Biological process (GO): inositol phosphate biosynthetic process
Cellular component (GO): nucleus
Molecular function (GO): ATP binding; inositol-1,3,4,5,6-pentakisphosphate 2-kinase activity
Source: RefSeq, a predicted model, not a curated record
GCUCCUCCAGAAGUUUUGCGCCUGACCCCGAACAUCUCGCCCGGACUCUCAAAUCUGCGCCAAAACCCCAUCAGUUUUCGGUUCUUCUGGGUUAUGGAACUGGAUAAAAUGGACGAAAACGACUGGAAAUAUCACGGGGAGGGCAACAAGAGUCUGGUCGUGUCUCAUUUGCAGCACUGUCGAGUUCUUCGUCUGCUGAAGUUUCCCUCUGAGGACUCUGCACAUACACGACAGACUGCAGAACAAGCUUUUCGACACAUCCUCAACAUCGUGGAUUAUAGUAAAUAUGUCAUGAAGCCUUUACUGGGGGAGAAAUACGUUCACAGUGGAGAGGUUGUUAAACUACCGCUGGACUUUGUGAGACAGCUGUCGCUGAAGGUCCAACAAGAACGACCUGAACUGCGCUGUGAUAAGGUCAUGGACACAUUCAGUGGGUGUGGUUUAUGCCUUCCCAACCUGACCCAACUCCCCCUCCACCACCUCAGAGACCACAGACCUCCAAUCUGCGUUGAGAUUAAGCCAAAAUGUGGAUUUCUACCCUUUUCAAGCCACAUAACCAAGGAAUGUAAGCGCAAAGUUUGCAGAUUCUGCAUGCAUCAGCAUUACAAGUUAGCCAAUGGGAAGUGGAAGCGAUUGAGCAGAUAUUGCCCUCUGGAUCUCUUCUCAGGGAGCAAACAGCGAAUGUACGUUGCAUUAAAGAACCUGUUAGAGGAACCACAAAACAACUUGAAAAUCUUCAAGGGUGGAGAGUUGAUAUUUAGCUGUAAAGAUGAUGCCAAGCAGCAACCCGAACUGAACGAUCUCAUUCAGCACCUUCGGCCUUAUUUCUCUCAUAGUAACGGCCUCUAUAAUGGCCACCAGCCAGGCAAAGCCAUCCUGAAUGAGUUCAUUCAGGUGAUCUGCUCCGCUCUGCUCAGCGGCGGGGACUCGAAUCGCUCAGGAGAGCCCAGGAAGGUGCAUCUGUCCGAGAGCAGGCCGCACUGUGAAGCCAGUCCCUUCCCAAGAGACCUGCUCCGCAACGGUAACCAUGGCCUCCCUAAAGAUAGUGUCCUUGCAAAAAUCCUCCAAGUCCAGAUGCUGGAUAACCUGGAUAUUGAAGGAAUCUACCCUCUGUACAAACGCGUGGAGCAGUAUCUAGAAGAGUUCCCGAAAGAAAGAAACCGACUGCAGAUAGAUGGGCCUUAUAAUGAGAGUUUCAUGGACAAAGUGAAAAACUGUCCUACUGAAGAUGACGGCUCCGUAGAAUAUGCAGUUGGGAAGGUUCAUCAGUAUAGAGUUGCAAUGACCGCCAAAGACUGCUCAGUCAUGAUCACGUUUGCACCUUGCGAAGAAGACGAGGAACAGCAGUUGAAGUUGGAGAAGCCUCGUUUCACGUAUUCCAUCUCCAUCCUGGAUCUGGACCCCAAACCAUAUGAAGGCAUCCCUCACCAGUACAAGCUGGACACCAAAAUCGUCAACUACUACCUGCGGAGCACGCAAGCUCCACCCCCCUCCAGCCUAUAUAAGGAAAGGCAGGAGUGCACGCUGCUCUUCCAUGCUGUAUGAGACACCUCCAUAAGUGCUGCUUGGGAAAUACCCAGAAGUGCAGUUGAAGUAGUGAUACAGUUAGUUUUGUUCUUUUUGUUUGCUAGUCUGUCUAGUUGUUUGCCCUCCCACAGGAUUCCGCGACAUGAAGUUUGCAGCGAUGGCGGCGUUCGCAGUUGUUGCCGGAGCGACCUGAUGUUUUUAUUUUCGAGGGUGAUGUUCUCAUUGGGGCUGGUCUCCUAAAGCACAGAAUACCUGAAUGAGUCUGUCAUUGGCUGUAAAAAGGGAAGACAAGGAGACUGUGUGUGUUUUUGUGCAGUGCUGGGUUUUUCUCGCACGCAGCAGCGCUACUGUGGUUUCCAAGUGCCAAAAGUGGCUCACAGCGAUUUCCCCUAGUGAAUGUUUUACCGUGCAUCAGCUUGGCCGUGUCUGCAGUCAUUGUCCAGGCAGUUUGGAAUUCAAAAACAGACAAGUACUUGAGUUUUUUUGCGCGACUUCAUCCCUAGAGCUCCUCAAACCACUGACCUUCCGCGAGCUACAGUAGCGGGAGUUAUACUGACAAGCACAGACCUGUUGCAUGCUAGCGAAUGAGGUCGCGAUAACACCGUCACUACCCGUAAGAUAGAUUUUAUAAAUAAGAGGAUAAGUCUAAUGACAUUACUCGCUAAUGAAAGUAUAUUUUUGUAACAAACGCUUGGCUGGCAUAACCGUUUACCGCCAUAUACAAAUCGAAGUGUGUUGUUAACGACUAGUUCACAAUAAAAAAUAAAUAAAUAAAUUGCCCAUUUGUUUACCAACGCUCAUGUCAUUGCAAACCCAUUUGAGAGAAUCGUUACGCAGCUUGUCAGUUCAUUCUGAGUGGGUAUUUUGUCCGAAUUGUGAAUGAACUUAACCUUUUUUGAACAAUCAUCAGUGAAUAACGACUUAGUUUUGAGUGAAGAACAGACUAAAAUUUGUUCAAGUCAAAUGAACUACAUUUGUUGAUUUGGAGUGUGACAAUAUUUAGUCACAUACAAACAGUUUAUAUGGCAAAAGUUGCGUAACGAUUCUUCAAAAAUCUGGAAAAACAUCAGUAUACAGACGUGAUGGUGUGCAAAUAGCUAGUCCAUCACCUCAAACAUCACCGUUUUUCCCAAAAAAACUGCUGCAAAAUGCAGAAGUCUGCUUUCUGUCCAUCAAUGAUUGCUUUGUCUCUGAGUUUGACACUAAUACACUUAGUUGUUGUCUGUUUUGAAAUCAUAGAGCAGAAAACAACCAGAGGAAUCCAUCCCCAGCAUCUUGAAUGCUACUAUGGUUGUGUUUGGAUUGAGUUUUAAAGGCCGUAAUUGGUUGCAGAGCCAUUAGUCGACCAAAGAUGGACAGCAUGCCAGUUUUCAUUAGCUCAAUAAAAGAGAUGAUCUAGCAAGUUUUUCCAACAGUGAAGAUUUUUUUUUUCCAGAGAAGCAGUAUAGGCCACAGAAAUGGUAGUGUUGAUUUAAAAUGAGUUGCAAGUCUGGCGCCUUUGACCCAAAAAACAACCACAGUGAGACUGUUCGCAUAUUGUAUGCUGCAACUUUAACACUAAAGAUGGCACCUCAUGGUCGCCUUUCUCUGUCAUGGGGAAUAUUACUGUUACAAUAUACUGUGGCAUCAGAGAUGCUCAUGCUCCUGUUUACCUCCUUUGGAGUGAUGCAAACUGCAUCGGCUUGCUUUUCACAAAGUCGUCAAUGCAGUUCUCAUCAGGCGAAUAGUGUUUUGAGUUUUACAUGGAUAAAUAUUCACCAUUGCCAAACUGUGCACACUCCCCGUUGUCUUAAUGUGAACUGGUGUCAAGAAAAGUAUUAAUACGCCUUACCUGUGAGUGAAAACGCCUUUGUUGUCCAACCGAUGGUGUUUGUUUGACUGUCAUGUAUAACUGAUUGAAAAGUGCAGUUUGAUUACUGUAUUUGCCUUUGUUUUAACAACAUCUUUCCCCUGUUGAACCAGACGAGCCAGAGAUAUUAUGAGUCUUAGGUGGGACACUGUGUUAUUCUAAUGAAAUAAAGAUUUAUAAUCACUAUGUAGGUAGGAAUGGACUUUAAUUCUGUUAUUAAGCAAGAAAAGAAAGGAAGAUCACAGUUGUGGUGAUGGAAUCUAAUGUUAAAAUUUAACUAUUUGAAAAUACAAAGUGGAUUUUGCUGUCAGACAUUUUGUAUUUGAAAUUAUUUAUUUUUCUAGCUCUUGUCUAAUAAUGUAUAUUUCCAUACAGCGUGGGCAUAUCAUGCGUAAAAAUGAUUGACAUGUACAGGUGGCAUCACUAUGUAGUUCCUAACGGGUGAUUGUACAGGUGUUUAUAUCGAAUAAAAGAUUAGGUAUGAAGUUC